This is a messenger RNA of Magallana angulata, 3811 nucleotides long. RefSeq lists its product as uncharacterized. The record is from RefSeq and is a predicted model, not a curated record. Gene Ontology annotation, biological process: DNA recombination; DNA integration. Gene Ontology annotation, molecular function: DNA binding. Lineage: Eukaryota; Metazoa; Mollusca; Bivalvia; Ostreida; Ostreidae. Bases 83 to 3712 code for a protein of 1209 amino acids. The transcript is spliced from 7 exons.
GUGUAAUACGUCACCGCGAAAGUGAUGACGUCAUCUUUCUCAGAGCUGCACCAAGGAGGAAGACGUAUUGAGAAGCGGCAAGAUGGUGUUACCUACUGUUUUAAAAAGAAAACAUUCCCUGAAAGGAAAACAAUUAUUACCAGUUAUCAGAAAGUUGAGGGAUAUUCAAGAUGCGCAUGGCAUUAAACAGUUAGCUAGGACUUCUUCUGCAAGGCGUACCGAAAAUAUGUCUAAUGAGGAUGUAUUGAAGGCUGUUGAGGAUUUAACUGGAGAAAACGGGACCGGGUUACUGGAACUGGCAGGGAAGGACCCAAAUGAUGAGGAUUUUGCAAAGUUACUACUCCAUGUCUGCAUAUUACAUGCUAAUGAAAAAGGACAACCAGAAGGACAGGAUUUGCAGGAUCCAGAAUUAGGUCACUCGUCAGCAACGACUGCAGAUCGAGAGCAAGGGCCUACAUGUACCUCUAAUUCAAGGAAGGCAACAGACAAAGACCAGGAGAGUGGGACCUCUGAAGUUAAGAGGGAUAAUACUUCCUGUAAAGAGGAUAUUCAGCCACCAAAACAGGAAUCAGUUUUAGCAAAUUUGUACCCACCAAUGCCCAUAAUACCAGAAUGGGAGAGAGGACUUGAUUUUGAUCCAACUCCUGUAGAACUAAGACAGAAUUCAUCAUGGGUGACAUUGGGAGGUGGGACUCCCUCAUUUGUAACCAAACAUCUUACAGCUGAGUCUGUCCUUCAAGGGGUUGAUUUUGACAUUAAAAAUUUACCUUUGCGUGACCCAAAAUUAUAUAAGUCAGGUCAGAUACAUCAUAAUAUGGAUCACUGGAAUGAAGUUUUGAAUAAGGGAGUAGUAGAUGAAGAUAUUCAGUUUAGAAUAAGUAGGUGGCUUACACAAGGUGUAGAUGUUAAGGAAUUCUUUUCACAUUUCAAAGGAAACUUUAAAGGUCGUUCUUAUGACAGUGAUGAACCUUCAAGCAUUUUCUUAGAAAAUAGUAUUAGUUGUAGGGAUCACAAGGAGUUUGUAGGCCAGAUUUUAUAUGAGAAAAUAAGGUCAGGAGCCAUAAGAGUUCUGGGGAAGAUUGGUGAAUGUGACAUGCCUAGGGUUGUGAUGCCUUUGUUAGUAGAGCCAUCUAAACCACGGUUAUGUUUGGAUGGAAGGUACUUAAAUUUGUGGAUAAAAGAUUCUCCGUUUCAUCUUGAAACUUUAAAUGAUGUUCAUAGGUUGAUAGAUUCAGAGGCAUGGAUGGCAACAUGUGAUGAAAAGUCAGGCUAUGAACACAUUGCUUUGUCCGAGAAUUCACAGACUUAUUUUGGGAUUGAAUUUGGUGGAUUUAUCAUGGUUUACACAGUUUUGCCUUUUGGGUGGAAGGCCUCACCAUAUGUUUAUCAAACUGUUGGAAUGACAAUUACAUCUUAUCUUAGAAAAUUGAAUGUAAUAACAACUCAGUAUAUUGAUGACCGUUUGAUGAUAGCUAACCCAUCAGAGGACACUACUGACUUGGAAGCAAAAGAACAUUGUUUUAGGGUGAUAUAUGCUCUACUUCAAAUUUUAACCCGUUUAGGUUACACAAUAUCACUUGAAAAAUCAUGCCUGGAACCCCAACAAUGUGUACGGUUCCUUGGAUUUUUGGUGGAUUCAGUAAAGUUAGCUUAUAUCUUGCCAGAGGAUAAAAAGUUUAAGUUUAGAGAGUUAAGAGAGUCACUUUUGGCAGGCAGGGAGGUUUCUAUUCGAACUUUUCAGCGUUUUGCAGGCAAGUGUGUUUCGAUGGGUCUUGCAAUUCCAGGAGCUAAAUUGUACUGCAGGGAAGUUAAUAAUGCAAUUUCAUGUGGAGUUAAAAAUUCAAAACAUAUUGUCAUAGGUGAUGAAUUGCAGGAAGAGUGGAAAUACUGGCGUUUCUUGGACUCGUGGAAGGGUUACGCAAAGUGGAGGUCAGAGAGUCAUAAGCAGGUAAAUAUUUCAACAGAUGCUUCCGGCUACAAGUAUGGGGCAGUAGUUUGUUUUCAAGGGGAAAAGGUUGAACUUGGAGAUUUUUGGGAGACAAACGACAGUAGACCUAUUCAUUUGAAGGAAGCUGAGGCAGUCCUUCAGGUCUUGAAGUCAAUGGAGGAAGUAAUUAGAGAUUCAAGGGUUGACUUACUGGUAGAUAAUGUUGCUGUUCUGAGUGUUUGGAACAAUCAAGGAGGACGGGAUAGAUCUUUGAACAACAUAACAAAACAGAUAUUUCAGUUGGUGACUUCUUGUAAUUGUGAUCUGCACAUGCAAUAUGUAUCCUCAGAUUUGAAUGAGGCAGAUUCACCUUCACGUAGUCUUAGUUACAGUAAUGCAUGUUUGAAUAUUGGUUCAUGGCAGUGUGUUGAAAGGCAAUUUGGACCUCAUUCAAUGGACCUCAUGGCUAUUGAUUCUAAUGUGAUGAAAUCUUCAGGAGGUACAGCAUUACCACAUUUUACCCCAUAUCCUACCCCAUAUUCAUCUGGUGUAAAUUUGUUUGCUCAGGAUUUGUCAGUGGUGGUUAAUGCAUAUGUUUAUCCCCCUUUUGCCCUUAUACAUCCGUUACUCUUAUUUUUAAAGGAACAGAAAGUUGGUCUGUGCAACUGUGUCCUGCCAUUGAUCAAGCCUGUACCUGUUUGGUGGCCUUUUGUUCAAAAGCAUGUAAUCCAAAGUUUAGAGUUGGGGGCCCGGGGAGAUAAGGCAGGAGAAAGCUUGGAUCUGGUUAAGAUUGACAAGAGGAUUAAGGAAUUGAAUGACAAAUCUUCAUCAUCUUUAUCCAAGAGAAAAGAUACUUUGAAAAAUUCUCUGAAUUUCUUUCUUCAACUAUUGAGGAAAGAUUGCACAAUAUCUAAUUGUACCCCUGAUGAUCUAAAGCAUUUUCUGAGAAGUGAUACAGGUAACCCUGCAGCGGCACAUUGCAUCAAACAGUAUGUGAAACUCAUUCAAGAGGAACAAGCGGCAGCACAUGUAGUUCCUAAGCAGGCAAAGCCAAUUUUUCUGGGUAAAAUAAAAAGAAUUGCCUCGUAUAUAGAUAAUGAAUUGGGUAGGGUUGAUAUUACAUUGAAGGAAAGAUAUGUGCUCCUUAGAGAUCAGGCUUGGAUGAAAUUACAGUUCUUUGGGGGAAAUAGGGCAAAUGACUUGACAAUGCUUGUAGGACAGGAGGUAAAGAAAUUGGAUGACAAUUCUGGUUUAGUAAUAAAACAGACAUUUGGGAAAACUUUAAGAGGAAAUAAACAUAAAUGUCAUGUUUUUGUUAUUAAGAAAUGCAGAGACAAGACUGUUUGUCCAGUAAUUGGUUUGCACACAUAUGUUCAAGGUUGUAAAAGAAUGGGUGUGGAUCUUGCAAAUGGUUUUCUUUUUCGAGUUGUUUUAGAGAAUGGUAGAGUCAUAGGUGAUAGAGUGACAUAUUCAGUAAUGUAUGAAAGACUAAUUCGGUAUCUUACUUUGUUAGGAAUAUAUGAGGGUGAGACUCCUCAUAGUUUUCGAGCCGGGUGUGCAGUGACUCUGGCCUUAUCUGGUUCAGUUACAAAUGUAAGACAAAUGAUGAACCAUGUGGGAUGGUAUGGAGAGGGAACAGCAGAAUAUUAUAGUAGAUUGCCAGCUUUAGUAGAAUCUGAUUAUAUCGCAGGUAGAUUAGCAGACAGUGCAGGUCAAUGUGAUUUUGUGGAAGAUCAGUUCCAACAAUAUGGGGAUUUUAAUAUUUUACAGAAAGCUUUUCAUUAAUGAUAAGGCCUUUAGAAUGUCGAUACAAUUUAGGGAAUAAGAAAGAUCCUUUAAUUAUCAUCUACAUCAUAUUAGGAUUUUGUAGGACUGUUUGUUUUG